Messenger RNA from Phyllopteryx taeniolatus (common seadragon), 1300 nucleotides. RefSeq names its product cysteine three histidine 1 (gene cth1). The record is from RefSeq and is a predicted model, not a curated record. Gene Ontology annotation, molecular function: metal ion binding; mRNA binding. Bases 181 to 1035 code for a protein of 284 amino acids. NCBI's taxonomy places the organism in Eukaryota, Metazoa, Chordata, Actinopteri, Syngnathiformes, Syngnathidae. The transcript is spliced from 2 exons.
UUUUUCCGCUUGCGACACCGGGACAGAGGAGCGCGGGCGUGUUCUGGCUAAUGCCAAUUCCCUCAUGCAAUUAACCCCAUUUUGUCAUCAAAACGUUUCUUUUACCGUCUCUUGUGCUUAGUUAAUUUCGGGGUCACCUCACCUGUCCACAACAAGUAGCCGAGCAACUGCACGGAAGCCAUGAUUGAGGCGAGCAGUGACGUACUCCUUCCCUCGUACCACGAUGAGAAGCUGGUGGACAACCUGCUCUCCAGUGAAGAGACAUUGAAGGAUGGUGGCGAUGAUGAUGGUGGUGGUGUUUCCCUGGUUGAGGCCCUCCUCCCCGUGUUGGAUCCCCCCUUGUCCCACAUCCCGUGGUUGUGCUCCACCCGCUACAAGACGGAGCUGUGCGUCCGCUACGCCGCUACGGGCUCCUGCCAUUACGCCGAGCGCUGCAAUUUCGCCCACGGCCUGCAGGACCUCCACGUGCCCUUCCGCCACCCCAAGUACAAGACGGAGUUGUGCCGCAGCUACCACACGGAGGGCUACUGCUACUACGGCAGCCGCUGCCUCUUCGUCCACGGCGCCGCCGAGCAGCGGCCCGUGCCGCGACGGGCCCGACGCGGCGUGCCCUGCCGCUCCUACAGUAACUUCGGCAUCUGCCCGUACGGCGCGCGCUGUAACUUCCUGCACGCGGAGGAGGCGGCGAGCGCUUCGGAGUCGAGCGACAAGACCCCCACGAGCCCCCCCGGGGCGUGGGAGCGGAGGUCCCGGGGAGCCUUCUGCCACACCUUCAGCUCUUUCGGCUUCUGCCUGUACGGCACACGAUGCCGCUUCCGGCACGUCCUCCCCUGCACGGUGAAAAGCGCCGAGCCCGGCUCGGGCCCGGCGUCGCCCGCUCUGGAGUCCCCGUCGGCGUCGCCCGCCACCUCCCCGCAGGCCAGCGACGCCUUUGCCUUCUCCAGCCAGCACCUCAGCGACAUGCUCCUGCCCCUAGCCUUGCACCUCCGGCGGAUGGAGAGCAAUAUGAUCCGUGACAUGUGGGAACAAGUGUAACUGGAGCCACCGCAUCUCCAACCAAUAUUAGCACUGAACACCUUUUUAAAAUGUAUUUUUAGCAUUUAAAUUUUUAAAAACUUUUUUCUUUUUUUUUUUUAAACCCUUACAAUUUUUUUUAAGUUUAAAUGUGGUUUUCAACCAUAAGAUAGUAGUUGGACUGUCCUACUGAAUCACAACAACUAAGUGUAAUUUAAUUUGUAACUAUUGUACAUACUGGGAGCAAUGUCUGACUUGCUGUGAAUAAAAUGAUUUUUAAGCCUUA